UUACCUACGCCACUACAGCCCAUCACAGUAUACCCAGUGCUCUUUUUAUCAACAUUAUUUCUCUCCAUCAAUUCCCCACUUUCCAAAACCAGCAAAGCGCCCUGUUUCAGCUCCGGCCAAAAAACAUGGGCGCCGGAGAAUUAGACGGAUUCAAAUUCGAGCAGUGUCACGGCAAAGAUAGAGUGAGAGUGACCAGAGUUUGGAGAAGAAAGGACGGUACUCAUUUCAUGGUGGAGUGGAGUGUCGGCAUCACUCUCUUCUCCGAAUGUCUUCCCGCUUAUUCAAGAGAUGAUAAUUCUAAUAUUGUUGCCACUGAUACCAUGAAGAACACGGUAUAUGUGAAAGCAAAGGAAUGUUCAGAACAGCUUUCUGCAGAAAACUUUGCUAUUUUGUUGGCUCAGCAUUUUACUAGUCUUUACAAGGAGGUAACUGCUGCCAACAUAAAGAUAGUAGAGAAGCCUUGGGAGCGUGUGAGCGUAGACGGGCAACUGCAUACCCACGGUUUUAAACUUGGAGCUGAGAAGCAUACAACAGAGGUAAUACUGUCGGAGUCUGGAGUUUUACAGCUUAGCUCCGGUAUUCUGGGACUGUCCCUACUGAAGACGACCAAGUCAGGAUUUGAAGGAUUCAUUAGGGAUAAAUAUACAGCUUUACCCGAAACACGAGAGAGGAUGCUUGCAACAGAAGUCACUGCAUCAUGGAGAUAUCCAUUUAAAUCGGUCUCCAGCAUCCCUGAGAAUCCACUUUACUUUACAGAGAGAUAUUUAAAUGUAAAAAAGGUUUUGAGCGAUACAUUUUUUGGUCAUCCAAAGGAGGGAGUAUACAGCGCCUCUGUUCAAAGCACUCUUUUUCAAAUGGCAAAGGCUGUACUCAACAGGUUUCCUGAUAUAUCAUCAAUCCAACUUAAAAUGCCAAAUCUCCACUUCUUACCUGUUAAUAUAGCAAACAAGGAUUCUAAUAUUGUGAAGUUCGAUGAUGAUGUAUUUCUACCAACUGAUGAGCCACAUGGAUCGAUAGAAGCAACUUUGAGUCGUUUCUGGUCAAAGAUGUAGGCUAUGAAUCGACACAAGAGAUGAAUGAUGCUGUAAUGUUACCAUUUAAACCAUCUUUCAGCUUUUUUGUUCUUUCUGAAAUAAUCACGGUGUGUAUAUACCCUUGCCUAAAAUUGUAUCGGUGAACAUGUUCAUGUUUUGCUCUGGUAGUUGAUUUAAAAGCUAUAGCUGGAAUAUUGUGCUAUCCAUCCAAAGAGCAAUUCUGUAUGUGCAUCGAAAUAAUUUCGUGCCAGUUCAAGAAUUUAUAUGCAGUGACCCUGCAGGUAAUCCAUCUUUGAAUAUUAUACGGAUCA
Molecule: messenger RNA, 1345 nt
Organism: Mercurialis annua (annual mercury)
Lineage: Eukaryota; Viridiplantae; Streptophyta; Magnoliopsida; Malpighiales; Euphorbiaceae
Product: uricase-2 isozyme 2-like
Exons: 8
Coding region: 126-1052 (308 amino acids)
Biological process (GO): purine nucleobase catabolic process; urate catabolic process
Cellular component (GO): peroxisome
Molecular function (GO): urate oxidase activity
Source: RefSeq, a predicted model, not a curated record